Messenger RNA from Aspergillus affinis, 2244 nucleotides. Its product is annotated as terpene synthase. The transcript is spliced from 5 exons. Gene Ontology annotation, molecular function: lanosterol synthase activity. Gene Ontology annotation, cellular component: lipid droplet. Gene Ontology annotation, biological process: triterpenoid biosynthetic process; ergosterol biosynthetic process. The record is from RefSeq and is a predicted model, not a curated record. NCBI's taxonomy places the organism in Eukaryota, Fungi, Ascomycota, Eurotiomycetes, Eurotiales, Aspergillaceae. Bases 1 to 2244 code for a protein of 747 amino acids.
AUGUGCAGCGAGUACGCCCUUAGGACUACGAGGAGGUUGAGUCCUCAGCCUCAGCUGGAGGCCGAACAAGAACAAGAUUAUCCAUUCUCGUCCCGCGCGACGAGCCUCGAUGGAUGGCGGCUGACUGUGGAGGAUGAUGGGCUGGGACGAUUAAAGUGGAAAUACUUGACAACGGAUGAGGAACGCGAUGCGCAACCACAAGAUAAGACGUCGAAAUUCUUCCUUGACAUACCUUUUACCGAAUCUCCAGACCGCAAGCCCGCCCAAAAGCCAUCGGAGGCCGCUAGAAAUGGGGCCUUGUUCCAUAGUCAACUUCAAUUGAACGACCUGGGCUGUUGGGCUGCUGAUUUGAGCUGCAUCUUCUUUGUAACUCCGAUGCUUAUCAUUUCCUGGUACAUUACACAAUCCUCGAUCGACGAGGCACACGCUAUCGAACUUUCCAAUUUUAUUCUUCGAGCCCAGAACUCGGACGGCGGAUGGGCCACCUAUGGAGGCCAGGACACGACGCUUAUGGGGACGAUUCUAAUAUAUGUGGCGCUGCGCCUGAUGGGGUUUUCUGCAGAACACGAGCGUCUAGUCAAAGCCAGAAGAUGUCUAUUGGACAUGGGCGGUGCCGUCUAUCUACCGGGUUGGGCCAAGUUUUGGCUUGCUCUCCUGGGUCUAUACAAAUGGGAGGGCACAGAUCCGUAUCCCGUUGAGAUGUGGCUUCUUCCGGAAUGGCUACCAGUCAGUCCCUGGAAAUGGUACAUUAUCCCUCGGCACGUGUACUUGGUUAUGAGUUAUCUCUCAGCGAAGCGAUUCACUAUGCCGACGAACCCUCUCCUAGAGCAACUCCGGACUGAGAUUUUCGUUCAACCUUACGAAUCGAUUGAUUUCGUCGCGUUCCGGGGUGUGACCUUCCAACGCUCUCGGGAGGUGCGCAAGAGCUGGGUACUCAACGCACUAAAUUGGUUUAUCGACAAUGUUUGGAUUCCUUGGUUUCGUCCCCGUGGUCUAGCCGAGAUGGGGGAGAGAAAGGUAUGGGGAAUUAUCGAGGAACUAGAACAGAUCAACAACUCCGUCGGGAUCGUCAGCGUGGAUGCAUUCCUCAAUAUUAUCGCAUUCUAUUGCAAGGAGGGACCGGACUCUAAAGCCUUACAGCGAACUCAGAACGCCAGCCUUGAAUAUCUCUGGAUGGGACCUAAAGGAAUGCAAGUGAUGAGUAUUCAUGGCGGGCACACAUGGGAGACAGCUUUCGCACUGCAGGCUUACGCCGAGUCGGGACUUGCGAAUAGCCCUGAUAUCCAACCGGCUGCUCAGCGCGCGUACAAAUUCUUGGCCGACCAGCAAUAUCUCAACGACUGGGACGAGAAGUCGUCUUGUGAUUGCUUUAGCCGGCUGGGCGGCUGGCCAUUUUCUACUGAAUACCAUGGAUUUUCGUGUUCUGACUGUACAGGGGAAGCGCUCAAGGCGAUCCUGCUGGUUGAAAGGAACACAGAGAUUCCGCGGCUCACAGACGAGCUCAACUUGCAACUUGCGGUGAACAACCUGAUCAUGAUUCAAAAUCCGAGCGGCGGGUACAGCAGUUUUGAACCGAUCCGCGGAAGCGAGCUCCUUGAGUGCAUGAAUGGCACGGAGCUGUUCAAAAAUGUGAUGGUUGAAUUUGACUAUGUCGAGUGUACAUCGUCAUGUAUCACCGCCCUCGCAUUAUACCGAGACUACAAUCCUACCUACCGCGCUCGGGAUGUCGCUCGCACAAUCGACAAGGGAAUCCAGUAUAUCCUGAGCCGCCAGGGGCUGGACGGCAGCUGGCUUUCAUCCUGGGGUAUUGCAUACACAUACGGGGCAUUCUUCGCUAUGGAAGCACUAGCUUGCGUCGGAAUGACCUAUGGAAAUAAUGAUGCCACUAGGCGAGGUUGUAACUUUCUACUAGGGAAGCAGCAGGCUGACGGAGGAUGGGGGGAAAAGAUUGAUUCUAUCAUGACCGAAUCAUACGUGCAAGCAGACCAGCCGCAUACCGUACAAACUGCAUGGGCUUGUCUGGCCCUAAUGCAUGUUCGCUAUCCAGACCCAGAGCCUAUCCGGAGAGGCAUAAGGCUUAUUAUGAGUCGCCAGAAGGCAAGUGGUGAAUGGCAACAGGAGAAUGCAGUAGGAAGCGGCAUUGUUACAUGUGAGCUUCUGUACCACAAUUACAUCUAUUCUUUCCCGAUACGGGCUCUAUCGAUGUAUGCGGAGCGGUUUGGGGAUGAUGUCAUCAUGGAAUAA